UAGCUGUCCCGCAGUAUGACCCAGUCGGUGAUCGUACAGGUCGGCCAGUGCGGAAACCAGAUCGGCUGCUGCUUUUGGGACUUGGCGCUGAGGGAGCACGCCGCGGUCAACCAGAAAGCAAUUUAUGAUGAGGCAAUAAGCAGCUUCUUUAGAAAUGUGGAUACCAGAGUUGGUGAUGGUGGCAAUAUUUCCAAGGGGAAAAUUUGUUCUUUAAAAGCACGAGCUGUCUUGAUUGACAUGGAAGAAGGGGUAGUAAAUGAAAUUCUGCAGGGACCUUUGAGAGAUGUAUUUGAUAGCAAGCAGCUCAUCACUGAUAUUUCUGGCUCAGGGAAUAAUUGGGCUGUGGGGCACAAAGUUUUUGGCAGUCUUUACCAAGAACAGAUUUUAGAGAAACUCAGAAAGUCGGCAGAGCACUGUGAUUGUUUGCAGUGCUUUUUUAUAAUACAUUCCAUGGGAGGAGGAACAGGAUCUGGACUUGGCACAUUUCUUUUAAAGGUGCUAGAGGAUGAAUUCCCAGAAGUAUACAGAUUUGUGACUUCAAUUUAUCCUUCUGGUGAGGAUGAUGUCAUAACUUCACCUUAUAAUAGCAUCUUGGCAAUGAAGGAACUCAAUGAGCAUGCAGACUGUGUGUUGCCCAUUGACAACCAAUCUCUAUUUGACAUCAUUAGCAAAAUUGACCUCAUGGUGAAUUCUGGAAAGUUGGGUACAACUGUGAAGCCAAAGAGUCUGGUUACUUCAGGUGCUGGGGCUUUUAAAAAACGACAGGAAAAGCCCUUUGAUGCAAUGAACAACAUUGUGGCAAAUUUGCUGCUUAACCUAACAAGCUCUGCGAGGUUUGAAGGAUCUCUUAAUAUGGACCUUAAUGAAAUCAGCAUGAAUUUAGUUCCUUUUCCUCGGCUGCAUUAUCUUGUGUCAAGCCUAACACCUCUGUAUACAUUGGCAGAUGUUAACAUUCCUCCUCGAAGGUUGGAUCAAAUGUUUUCAGAUGCCUUUAGUAAAGAUUACCAGCUAAUUCGGGCUGACCCCAAACACAGUCUCUACCUCGCAUGUGCCCUCAUGGUUAGAGGAAAUGUCCAGAUUUCAGAUCUUCGCAGAAAUAUUGAAAGAUUAAAACCUUCUCUACAGUUUGUCUCCUGGAAUCAAGAAGGCUGGAAGACCAGCCUGUGCUCAGUACCCCCAGUGGGCCACUGCCAUUCAUUACUAGCUUUAGCAAAUAACACAUGUGUGAAACCUACCUUCAUGGAACUGAGAGAGCGAUUCAUGAGGCUCUACAAGAAAAAGGCUCAUCUGCAUCACUAUCUGCAAAUUGAAGGGAUGGAGGAAAGCUGUUUCACGGAAGCUGUGUCAUCUUUAUCAGCACUCGUACAGGAAUAUAACCAUCUGGAUGCCACGAAGAGCAUGCCUGUGGAAGAUUUGCCUAGACUGAGGGUAGCUGUGUAA
Pteronotus mesoamericanus is the source of this 1440-nucleotide messenger RNA. RefSeq names its product tubulin epsilon 1 (gene TUBE1). The record is from RefSeq and is a predicted model, not a curated record. Gene Ontology annotation, biological process: mitotic cell cycle; microtubule cytoskeleton organization. The transcript is spliced from 12 exons. Lineage: Eukaryota; Metazoa; Chordata; Mammalia; Chiroptera; Mormoopidae. Gene Ontology annotation, cellular component: cytoplasm; microtubule. Bases 16 to 1440 code for a protein of 474 amino acids. Gene Ontology annotation, molecular function: GTP binding; structural constituent of cytoskeleton.